Enhydra lutris kenyoni (northern sea otter) is the source of this 1477-nucleotide messenger RNA. RefSeq names its product CDC42 effector protein 2. The transcript is spliced from 2 exons. Bases 359 to 1003 code for a protein of 214 amino acids. The record is from RefSeq and is a predicted model, not a curated record. Lineage: Eukaryota; Metazoa; Chordata; Mammalia; Carnivora; Mustelidae.
CAGCUCCCGAGCUUUCGCAGCCGGCGGGUCCGCCGCCUGCGCGCGUCAAGCUCUUCAGCCCCCCCGGGAGACCCUCGUGAGAACAAGACGGGAGAGCGCGGCUGUCUCCAAGAGUUCCACUUCGGUGCUGCUAGUUUUCCAGAGCAUUUUCAACUCUUUUGGGGAGAAACUGAUUUUUGUUGUCUCAGCCUUCUGACUUCUUUCUUUUUCUCAUCCCUUGGGACAUCUUCGGUCACAUCCCACACAUCAGUCUUCGCCCUUCACCAAGGUUUUGGUGUCUGUGGCUGAGGCCGUGAGAGGAGGCCACGGUCCCCACUGUCCCCAGUGCCAGGAGCCAAGCCUGGGUGCUGAGGUCACGAUGUCCACCAAGGUGCCCAUCUACCUGAAGCGUGGCAGCCGCAAGGGCAAGAAGGAGAAGCUGAGGGACCUGCUGUCGUCGGACAUGAUCAGCCCGCCGCUGGGGGACUUCCGCCACACCAUCCAUAUUGGCAGCGGCGGGGGCAGCGACAUGUUCGGCGACAUCUCCUUCCUGCAGGGCAAGUUCCACCUCCUGCCAGGGACUGCAGUCGAGGGACCUGAGGAGGAUGGCGCCUUCGACCUCCCCUUCCAGUUCACCCGCACCACCACGCUGUGCGGGCGGGAGCUCCCCGAGGGGCCAUCCCCUCUGCUCAAGAAUGCCAUCUCCCUCCCUGUCAUCGGUGGGCCCCAGGCCCUCACCUUGCCCACAAGCCAGGCCCCACCCAAACCCCCUCGCCUGCACCUGGAGACCCCGCAGCCUUCCCCACAGCCUUCCCUGCAGGAGGCAGGCAACGUGGACAUCUGGAGAAUUCCAGAGGCUGACUCUGCCCACAAUGGGCUGACCCCUGAGUCAGGGGCCGAGGAGCCCUUCCUGUCCCAUGCCAGCUCCCUGCUCUCCCUGCACGUGGACCUGGGGCCUUCCAUCCUGGAUGACGUCCUCCAGAUCAUGGACCAGGACCUGGGCCACAUGCAGAUCCCCACGUAGGACCAAGGUUGGCCAGGCCGGGUGCUCAGGAUGGAGUGAAUGCUGGGAGGCAGGGGGCAAUGCAGCCCGGGCCUAGAAGUCAGGAUUCCCAAGGUCCCACUGUGUGGUCGCUGGCCAGUGAUUUCUUUCUCUGAGCCUUUGUUUCCCUCCCUCCCAGGCUCUUCCUAGGGGCAGAGUGUGCCUCAUUGCUUUCCCCUAAAACACACUAAGGACACCUGCAGAAGUCAGCCCAAAGGGCCCUGAGCAUCUUGGGCCAGCUGGACCCCCACCGCCGACUGCUCCUCCUUCCCUCACCUCCCUUGGAUGAAGGCUCUGCCAAGACGGACUCCCCUUUCCACCUGCCUUCUGUCUCAGCCCCGGGGGAUGCCGUGAUUGGGGGCGGGACAGGGUGGGGGGAGGCACAGCAUAGCCAGCCAGACCUUCGGCUCCAUGUCCUGGACUGGAAACAUGGCAUCGAUGACCGAAUGUCCCUCA